CGCUACUUUGAAAACUGUUUCUUGGUUGUGUAUGAACAUUAUAGACGAGGACCAUCUUGAUUCGCAGCAUGUUGAAGGAACGCGGAAAGCGGAGCCAUUGUGUGUGACAUUUGGUUAAUGUAGUAUUACGAAAAAGUCUAUGUUUACGCUGUCGGUUGAUCGAAACUGCGGAUUUGAGAGCAGACAUGAUGCGAAGGACUGGAAUCCGAGGUUGCCUUGGCUUGGGAACUAUACUGUAUGUUACGGCAUGUUUUAUACUGUAUCACCAUACACAGGAUCACAGCGGACAGAAAGGCUACCCAGGUCGGUCACCCUCCCAGCUGACAGGCAACUGUGCCGCUGAUCCGGUCAACCCACGACCGACAACUGUGUACGUCAAAUUGACAGAGGACGUUUUUCUCUAUUCAGCCUUCUUUGACGGAAGACUUGACAGACCGUUUAUACGUUUGUUGGGAAUUAAUAAUCGUAGGAAGAACAGAACUAAACUUUGGUGCCAUUUUGUUUCAGAUGUUGCACGUGGGGUAACGAUACAUCACGUGACCAGUGUGACUGAUUAUGAAAUGUGUGAGAGUCAUAAUUAUAAUUUUGCAGGAUGGAUAUGGUCUUGCGUUGUACCGGAAGUGUACGCCGUUCAAGGGAGACAACCGCGCCAUGUGCGUGUGGGUUUAUCAGAGGAUAUUUGGUCAGCGCCUAGUGUAGAUAUGUCUGUGCUGGGCACAGGAAGCCGAAUAAAGGAGCCACGAUUUGAUUUCACUGUUUGCGUUCCGCCAUUAUUCGGCAGUCUCACCGUUCAUGAUAUUGUUCAAUUUGUUGAAGUCUCACGUAUCCUUGGAGCUAAUCAUUUUGUUUUCUAUAAUCUCGACACUCAGCAAGAUUUGCAGGCCACUUUGAACUAUUACAAGUCAAUUGGUCUCGUGUCUGUGUAUCCAUGGAAGAUACCAUUCAAUUCAGUUACCACCAAUCGCAAACAAAACAUUUGGUAUCAUGGACAAUCCAUUGCUGCGAAUGACUGUCUGUACAGGCAUAUGUUUUCAACAAAAUACAUCAUUUUCAAUGAUCUUGACGAAUUUCUAGUUCCGCGUGACCCGGAUAUAAUGUCGUGGAAGGAUUUAACAACGAAUCUCUACACACCUGAACUGUGCGGUAUAAGUUUCGAACGAAUCCUGUUCAAUAUAAACAAGCUGUACAACGUUUCCAAACUCAGGAUGACAGUGUUUAAUGCUCUGGGGAGGCGGGCAACUCCUCCAAGACCGACUACAUCGAGGAAAGUGAUGGUUGAACCAUCAAAGGUCUUCGAGAUGGGGAUUCAUCAUGUAAGUCGGCCAUGGCCCGACGUUGCCAAAUAUCGUGUCGACCAUGUCUCCCCGGACAAAGCAUUUAUUCAUCACUAUCGACAGAAAAAAAACAUUCGCAAGGAGCGGAAGUUGAAAUUACAGCGCGAAAUGAUAAAUGACACGUUGUUGUUCGACAAAUAUGGAUCUGUUAUUUUUGAGAAAUAUAUCAAUGCAUUCAGAAAAAUUAAAAAAAUAGAGGGUAUACGAAACUUGUCAAACAACAAUCUUCCUUAAUUUGAAAAUUGAUGAUCUGUUUUCGUAAAUGUUAUCAGUGAAGUGUGAACGAUGAAUAAACGAUUCAGUCCAGCAAA
Molecule: messenger RNA, 1645 nt
Organism: Haliotis rubra (blacklip abalone)
Lineage: Eukaryota; Metazoa; Mollusca; Gastropoda; Lepetellida; Haliotidae
Product: beta-1,4-galactosyltransferase galt-1-like
Exons: 1
Coding region: 186-1568 (460 amino acids)
Source: RefSeq, a predicted model, not a curated record